GUCCCUCAGGUCUCCAUUUUGAAUAUAUACCGGCACAUUCUCCUCAUUCGAAUAACACGAAGCAUAUCUCCUCUCCGAUAGAAAUGGCCGCCGUCGAGAACGGCAGUGCGCUGCCGCAAUCAGCGUUGAUCUUCCUCGGCACCGGUUGUUCAAGUGCCGUUCCCAAUGCAUUGUGCCUGAUCCGCCCCUCUGAUCCUCCAUGUACUGUCUGUUCUCAGUCCCUUACCAUGCCACCUGUAGAAAACCCUAAUUACAGGUGUAAUACAUCUCUACUUAUUGAUUAUUGUAAGGAAAAUGGUGAACACAAGUACAUAUUAAUUGAUGUUGGGAAGACGUUUCGGGAGCAAGUACUUCGUUGGUUCACUCAUUAUAGAAUUCCUCACGUUGAUUCUAUUGUUUUGACUCAUGAGCAUGCUGAUGCAACUCUUGGCUUGGAUGAUAUCCGUGCAGUGCAACCAUUUAGCCCAACAAAUGACAUUGAUCCGACACCAGUGUACCUGACUCAAUAUUCAAUGGAUAGCAUUGUUCAGAAAUUCCCUUACUUAGUCCAGAAGAAACUUAAGGAAGGCCAGGAAAUUAGACGCGUGUCACAACUUGAUUGGCAGAUCAUUGAAAAUGAUUGUGAAAAGCCCUUUGUUACAUCAGGACUAGAAUUUGUUCCGUUGCCAGUAAUGCAUGGCGAAGAUUAUGUGUGCUUGGGGUUUCUUUUUGGUAAAAAAUUCAGAGUUGCAUAUAUAUCUGAUGUUUCACGCUUUCUUGCAACUACUGUAUCCUACAUUUCGAAAGAUAAUGGUCAACAACUAGAUCUGCUUAUUUUGGACACUCUCUAUAAGAACGGUUCCCACAAUGUUCAUCUUUGCCUUAGUCAGACUCUCGGGGCGUUGAAGAUGCUAUGCCCAAAGAGGGCUCUACUAAUUGGAAUGACUCAUGAAUUUGACCACCACAAAGAUAAUGAAUUCCUUGUGGAAUGGUCUAGAAGAGAAGGUAUACCAGUUCAACUUGCACAUGAUGGAUUGAGGAUCCCCGUUAACCUAUAAAGAGGACUCCCACAGUUGCUACCUUUUAUAUGAAAUUAUUGGUGAAAUAGUUUUCUUUUGUAAAAAAUAUAUUCAUACAGAACAUUUCAUGUUAUUGCGACUAACUCAUAAUCUCAACCAGAUGAUACUGCUAAAUGGACAAAAGAGAAUGCCUAAAGACUGAGUAAAGGCUCUGAGAGCAUCCUUUUGAUCUGUUACUGGAAAUAGAUUAUAUUUAUGGAAAUAGUUGAUGUUGACGUUCACCAGAUUAUACUUGUGUAUAUUGUUGUAUUCUUAUCAUUUUGUCAAGAAUGCAAGGUGUAUGGAGUUGAAUAUUAAUCAUUUGUUAAGUUUAUACGAAAAUGAAGCUUUUAAUGGCAA
This is a messenger RNA of Solanum lycopersicum (tomato), 1397 nucleotides long. Its product is annotated as metal-dependent hydrolase beta-lactamase family protein. Lineage: Eukaryota; Viridiplantae; Streptophyta; Magnoliopsida; Solanales; Solanaceae. The record is from RefSeq and is a predicted model, not a curated record.